AUGCAGGUGGCUUGCGCGUGCCGCGUGCCCGUGGUGGGGGGUCGAAGGACGCAGCUGGGGGUUCAGAGCCAUGUGGAGACGUCGCACGGGCACGCCUCCCGGGCGCGCGUCGUCCUCCGGGCGCAGCGCGUGCGCGAGGCGGUGGCGCAGCUCACGCGCAGCAAGCAGGGGAAGGCCGCGGGGGGCGGGGGCAGCCCAGACGAGGAGGAGGGCGGCGAGGAAGUCAAGUGGGGCCUAUUUGACUGGAGCCAAUACAACCAAGGCUUCGACGUGCCGUGGGGCUUCGGCACCACGAGCGUCGGCUUCCUCACCUGGCUCGCGGCCUUCCUCGCCACGGGCCUCGCGGGCGUCCCCGUCCUCUGGCGCGCCGCGGGCCAGCCGCCCAUCUCAUCGCUCACGCCCGACGAGAAGUCCAUCUUUCUCCUCGUCAACCAGAUCGCGGAAGUCGCGGUCGGCAUCGCGGUGAUCCGCGCGGUCACGGGCCUCGCGACGGGCUGGAAGAAGCCCGGCGAGGACGGCGGCCCGGACGAGUCGUUCCUGCGCAUUGACCUCCGGGGGCCUUUCCGCAAGCCUGACGGGUGGCUCUUCUGGGGGAUGCUGGGGACGGCCGUGUCGCCCGCGGUGCUGACGCUGUCGGCGACGCUGUCGCAGGUGACGGGGUACCAGGCGGCGCAGGGGGGCGGCCGCGGGACCGCGGACGAGGUGGCGAACAUCCUGGCGACGCCCAACGGGCUGGAGCUGGGGUCGCUGCUGGUCGUGACGGCGGUGCUCGCGCCCGCGCUGGAGGAGAUCGUGUUCCGGGGGUUCCUGCUCACGUCGCUCACGCGGGUCAUGCGGCCCUGGCAGGCGGUCGUGGCGUCGUCCGGCGCGUUCGCGCUGGCGCACCUGUCGACGAAGGACCUCCCGCAGCUGUUCGCGCUCGGGCUCGUCCUCGGCUUCAGCUACGUGCGGUCGCGCAAUCUGAUGGCGCCCAUGGUCAUCCACGGCGCGUGGAACGGCUCCGUGCUCAUCAUCCUGGCCGCGCUGGCCGCCAGCGGCGUGGACCUCGACAGCCUGCUUGCCGACCAGGGGUGA
Messenger RNA from Pedinophyceae sp. YPF-701, 1074 nucleotides. The record is from the annotation of a GenBank genome assembly. Lineage: Eukaryota; Viridiplantae; Chlorophyta; Pedinophyceae.